This is a messenger RNA of Penicillium olsonii, 1545 nucleotides long. Lineage: Eukaryota; Fungi; Ascomycota; Eurotiomycetes; Eurotiales; Aspergillaceae. The record is from the annotation of a GenBank genome assembly.
AUGUCUAUUCCGAAUCUACAGUAUCUUGCCCUUGUACGAGCAUCCCCAAUGUCUUACUCAAAUCACCCUCUCAGCCCUGGUGGCGGGGCGGGAGGUGCGCCCUCAAAGCGUGACAAGCGCCGAACAGCGCUACAAGAGAGACUUCAGGAACUCACUGGGCAGUUCAGCAAUAACCGCGAUAUUCAGUUCCGCCAGCAGUUGCAUGCCCUUCAGUGCGACAUGACCCUUAUCAAUAAUGCCGACCCUUAUACUACCGGGCCUCUCUCGGAUACCGCAGACAGCAUUGCCUCGCUCAUUGAGGAUACUGUCGGUGGUGGUAGCAAGUUCGCCAAGGAGAUGGCAGGCCUUGCUGGGACCUGGUAUUCUAGGUUUGUUCAGCAGAUCAAUGAGAUCAAGGAGAAGAGGGAUGCAGAGUUGGUUCAAACUAUGAACGGAUACAACGAUAUCCUGGAACGACAAGCCCGCGAACACGAUUUCCGCGUUUACUUCGCAAAGGAAGAAUUCAAUCAGCUUUCUUCGACCCUCCGCGAACGAUUGAUGCAGACAAUUUCCGGCAAGCGCGCCCGUCUCAUGCGCGAAAAGGAGCAGCUCGAUAUCGCGGACACCAAUGCCCUUCUUCUCCACCCCAACCAGUUCAGCAUCACAAACCCCGCAAGUCCCGGCGGCAUCCACAGCAACCGCAAGACCCGACACACUCGCCACCGUGUGGAUCUGGACGAGCUCGGCAAUGGUGUGAUCUCGGAGCUGAACAAGCGCAAACGCAAGGCUCCCGAGGAGGAAGCAGGGACGCCCCCGCGGGACGUGGGCGAUGCUACUCCCGCCAAGCGUCACAAGGUCGAAGUUGCCAAGGAGCAGGCGGCUCCCACAUACUCCAUCAACUCGCUCUUCACCGAUAAGGAACUCAGCGCGCACGCAAAUCAGGCGCACGUCGCGGCAGUUCACUUCUUCUCCACCUCCAAGCGCCCGGAUAACGGAUCCGGAGCCGUCACCAAUGGCAACAACACCGACGCCGAAGACACCCCCGAAGGCACUGGCCACGAAGACAAUGGCACCCCAAGCGCGGCCGACAUGAUGCGCACUGCCAGCCACAACUUCCACGCCACCCGGUCGACGCGCACCACCGCCGCACACAGUGCUCUCAGCGCUCUCGCCGACUUAGCCGAUAAACCAGCCACGCGUCCGAACCUCCCAUACCACGUCCUCUCCAACCAUCACGCUCGACCAAACGGCAACGCACCCCCUUUGACAGCCCUGAUGAACGAGGAAGUCGACGACGACUGCGCGCGCAUCAGCCGACUCACAGCCAAGCCAAAUUCCUGGAUCGACUCAUCCCUCGUCGAGCUCGUUGCCGCACCUCUUCCCGCAUCAACGGAGCCGGUCGACGGCCACCCGCCCGAUCCAGCCAUCUACAGCCAACUGCAUCCUGAUUUCUCUCCCUCAAUGGGCAUCGAUUGGACGCCGGGGGCUCAUCACCCUGGUCUGGAGAUGUUUCCACCUUCGGCCAUGGAGCGCGAACGCAGUCGCAAGCGUACCCGCAACCAUUAA